AUUUGGCCCCUUUCAGACCUUCACGAUACCUAGGUGUAGGUUCCUCUAUUUAUUCUCGUCCAAAAAGUCCGGAUGUUUCUUUCUUCAUGUUUUCAGUAUUUUUAACCUUUUCUAUCUUUCAGCAUGCUUGUCGUAGCAACAUCUGGUGCUGGUUUUGUUCUUGGGAGUGGCCAUGUCAUAGAUCUUGCUGCGCUUUGUUGUACCUGUGCUGGUACAAUGAUGGUUGCAGCAUCUGCUAGCUCUCUAAAUCAGGUGUUUGAGGUACAAAAUGAUGCUAGAAUGAAACGCACAAGGCAGAGACCACUACCUUCAGGACGUAUUAGUGUUCCUCAUGCAGUAACACGGGCCACUACCAUUGGGAUUGCUGGGACAUCUUUGUUAGCUUGGAAGGCUAAUUACUUGGCAGCGGGUCUUGCAGCGUGCAAUCUAGGUCUUUAUGCGUUUAUCUAUACUCCCUUGAAACAAAUACAUCCAGUUAAUACAUGGGUUGGAGCAAUUGUUGGUGCCAUUCCUCCAUUGCUUGGGUGGGCAGCAGCUAGUGGUGAAGUUUCACUGAAUGCAAUGAUUCUUCCAGCUGCUCUGUAUUUUUGGCAAUUGCCUCAUUUCAUGGCCCUUGCCUACUUUUGUCGGAAUGAUUACAUUGUUGGAGGGUUCAGGAUGUUAUCAUUUUCGGAUGCUUCCGGUCGGAGAACUGCUUUGGUUUCUUUCAGGAAUUGCCUUUAUCUGCUUCCUUUGGGAUUCUUGGCAUAUGAUUGGGGUAUCACUUCUAAAUGGUUCGCUCUUGAAUCAUCACUGCUCACGCUCUGCAUGACUGCUGCAGCCCUAUCAUUUGUUCAGGAUCGUUCUACAAAGAAUGCUCGAAGAAUGUUCCAUGCUAGUCUUCUAUAUCUCCCAGUCUUCAUGGCCGGUUUCCUAUUGCAUCGAUUGCCCAAGGUUGAAGCUGAUGAAGAACUAUUGGUCUCUGAGACCCAAGAAUUCAUUAGUGAUAAAACUCAUAAAAGUAGCAGUUGGCGCAGAGAACUGAAAAAUGGUGAUCAAAGUCAAGUUCGCCCACCUGUUGCAUUUGCUUCGGUUGCUCCUUUCCCUUUCUUGCCUGCUCCUUUGUAUGUUUCCCCAGAUUCAUGAGGUAUGCUUAUGACCACAACUUAUCCCCAUAGUAUUUUGUGGUUACUAUGUGUAAUCUGUUCAUAAGUUUUUUUUUUAUCCCUUGAGAACUGGCAGGUUUUUCUUCUCAAGUUUUGAUGUACUUAAGCCAAAUCUUGUCUACAUGGCUUUUUUUUUGUUUUAUGCCACCGUCAACAUGUAAAAUAAGUUGAAAGCAGGCGCUUGAACAGAUUGUGGGUCCUUGAUGACUUCGCCUUAAUCUUUUCUCAGUUUCUUUA
Asparagus officinalis (garden asparagus) is the source of this 1382-nucleotide messenger RNA. Its product is annotated as protoheme IX farnesyltransferase, mitochondrial-like. Lineage: Eukaryota; Viridiplantae; Streptophyta; Magnoliopsida; Asparagales; Asparagaceae. The transcript has 6 exons. The record is from RefSeq and is a predicted model, not a curated record. Gene Ontology annotation, cellular component: membrane; mitochondrion. The coding region runs from base 124 to 1125 and encodes 333 amino acids. Gene Ontology annotation, biological process: heme biosynthetic process. Gene Ontology annotation, molecular function: protoheme IX farnesyltransferase activity.